Molecule: messenger RNA, 567 nt
Organism: Lactuca saligna
Lineage: Eukaryota; Viridiplantae; Streptophyta; Magnoliopsida; Asterales; Asteraceae
Source: the annotation of a GenBank genome assembly
AUGGGUGCUUGUCUAUCUUCCGCUGGUGACUCCGUGCACAACUCUAGUUCUGCGUUUGUUAUUUCCGUCGAUGGCGAUCUGUGUUCCUACCCAACUCCAAUCUUUGUAUCCGAAGUUCUUCGGUUCGAAAAAUCUUCGACCUUCUUUCUUUGCAACUCCGACGACUUGUAUUACGACCAGUAUAUCAAUGCUUUGGAUUUAGAAUACCAGCUUGAUGCGGCUCAGAUCUACUUUAUUCUACCAAAAACAAUGCUUGGUCGUCGUCUAAGUGCCUCCGAUAUGGCUGCGCUGGCAGUCAAAGCCAGCCUUGCGCUUGAUUCGAAUUCCAAUGCAGAUUCGCAUAAGAGGAACAACAACAAGGCUCGUAUAUCGCCAUUGGUGUUGAUGGAAACGACUGGGGCUAAUGAGAACAAGAAUGUUGGAAGUUUAAGAAUGUCGAGCUCCAGAUCAAUCAGGAAGCUGUCAAAACGUUCUUCAAAGAAAGCUCGAUUGGGUGUUGGAUCUUUCAGGCUUGUGCUCUCCACCAUAUACGAAAACGAUGGGUGUGAUGAGUUGCAGAUGAUUUGA